Molecule: messenger RNA, 2007 nt
Organism: Lodderomyces parapsilosis
Lineage: Eukaryota; Fungi; Ascomycota; Pichiomycetes; Serinales; Debaryomycetaceae
Exons: 1
Coding region: 1-2007 (668 amino acids)
Source: RefSeq, a predicted model, not a curated record
AUGGAUUCGCAAACACUAAAGCAUUUGACAAAGAGGGAACUCCGACAUCUUCACUCGAUUGAAUUUGGAUCAAUGGAGGAGAAAGCUGAUGCAUGCUUUAUCGUAUCGACAACCAUGAGGGAGCUUCUACACUCAGACGUUAAGCAGGCAAGUCACAUAUAUCAUUUACUAACAGACGAGGAAAUGAAACAUGUAGUAUUUCGACAUGUAAUUGACACCGUUCAAUCAGAUGACGCUGCCAAGGUGUACAUGCAGUUUAUUGCACAGCCAAAAUCUCAUGAAACUCGUUCCAACUUCACCAAAACUCUCUUGAAAUUAUUGAAGUCGGAUGUGGCCCCAAAUCAAAAGUCAAGAACCUUGUUUGGGUUCUUUGAAAGGAUAGCUCAAACUGAAAUGGUGAAUUCAGUACCUAUCUUUCUCGAUGUCAACAUCUUCCGCAAUCUACUUGACAUUGUCGGUGAAAGCAACCAUUCAGAUCUAUAUUCAUACUUUUUACACUUAAAUAUAAGGCCCAAAUCAAAAAGUGUAUUUAAAAAGUUUCGUGGUAGUCUUUUGACAACAUCUCCAAGAUCGCAGUUCAUUGCUAAUACAGGAUACAUUGACCCCAAAUGGUACGAUUUAAACCAUACCAAAUUUAACCCAAUCCACGCAUCACGAAUAAUUGAAUUUUACUCAUUUCCUGAAUUGAAUGCAAUUCAUAACCACUACGUCAAUCAAAAUGACCCUGCAAGAGCAUCGUUGUUUUUGAGUUUUAUGGUAUCCAAACUCGAGAAGGAAGGUAAAAAUGAAUUGACUCAAAAGCCCGAGUCCUAUACUAAGGAUCGGGUUCUGGUGAUUCUCAACUGUGUUCUCAACUUGAUUAUAAAGUUUAAAAGUGUUUCGAGUGCAACGCAGAUUCUCAAGUUUAUGAAAAAUGAACAUUUCAAUGUAAAGCUCGACAGUCUUGUAUUGUUACUUAAAGUGCUGAGGCGAGCAAAGGAAUACGAUCAAUUUAUCACAAUACUAGCAGGAAUUCAGCUUGAUACGCUUAAACGGAAUGAGAGGAAUACUAUUGUCGAUGAGAUCAUGUUACUAAUGCGUGACAAAUUUCAUUCCUCUCCCAAAGUAAUCAUCGGAUAUGUAAGUGCAUUGUUUGGUGCUCCUCAACGACAAGGGUCUGGUCUUUACAUCUUGAACGAGCUUGGGAUAUUGAGUUUCCCUUAUGAAUCUACAAUUGCUGCAAAAAUCACAUCCACCGGGGUCGUACAAGCUGCAACAGUUGACAAUGCAUUGACGAACUCAAAAUUGACAAGUAGAGCCUUAUCAUAUGUGUAUCAAGUGCUAUUCAAUUCAAUGGACGUCACUCAAAGGCAUGAUCCCACUGUCAUUAAUAAGUACUUUCAAUUAUAUGUCAAUUACAUGGCUGACAACUCAGUAGAUGAACCGGAUGAUAAACCAUUGGGAGUCUUUCUAAAGUAUUCGCUUUAUGUUGACGAAAAUGCCGAACAAAAGUCCCUUGUUCCAUCGGGAAACUACUAUCUAGCAAGAACAAUCUUUGAAUAUUACAAGACAAUGCACUUUAAAGGGAAUCAGAUAUCAUCUACGACAUUGCGAAAGUUAUCGAACACAGCAAUCACAAAGUUCAAUGAUUUUGCAUUUGCCACAGAAGUAAUGCGAUUUGCGAAAGAGAACGGCAAGAUGCUCAGUUUUUACGAAAUAUUCCCAUUUAUCAAGAAGGCAGAUGAAAAUCGGGACACAAAAAGGUUUGACUUUUGGAUGAAUGAGUUGACCAAGAUGGGUGUGAAAGCGACAUCAAGAGAAUUGAAUGAGUUUAUCAAAUUUUGCAGAGAACCUGGACCAGCCAAAGAUGCAUAUAAAUACAAGUGGAGUAUCACAAAGCGUAGAAGAGACAACAGAAAGGCGUUGGAUCGGUUGGGCGAGGAUUUUUUGCCUACAACUGUAGGGAAUUCCACAGUGAAACUGUCCCUGGACAAGGUGACUGAGGAGAUUGUGCAACACGGCUCUUAG